Molecule: messenger RNA, 4163 nt
Organism: Labrus mixtus (cuckoo wrasse)
Lineage: Eukaryota; Metazoa; Chordata; Actinopteri; Labriformes; Labridae
Product: sodium-dependent neutral amino acid transporter B(0)AT2-like
Exons: 11
Coding region: 197-2272 (691 amino acids)
Biological process (GO): sodium ion transmembrane transport
Cellular component (GO): membrane
Source: RefSeq, a predicted model, not a curated record
CUUGGUAAGUUGUUAUCAAAGUCGACUGGAAGAAGAUCCAAUAGUAAGUAACUGAAAGGCAGCAUUAUCACCCUCUACUUAUUGCAGUCGGACAUACUUCGUCAAUAAAUCGAUUCUCUCGCAGUGCUUGUAUACCAGGACAAAGACAGAUACCGGCCUAAUCGAGCUAUAACAGAAGCUUGACUCACCUGUGCAGAUGGAGAAGCUGCCUUUGCCAGCUGAUGAUGAUGACAACAACAUAGGAACCACAGAGUCAGAGGUGGAUUGUUACUCUGGCCAGGAGCAGAGCUCGUCUGAACCGGCUGCUCGAGCAGGAUGGAACAGUAAAAUAGAGUAUUUCUUGGCUCAGGUGGGAUUCAGCGUUGGGCUCGGAAAUGUCUGGAGGUUUCCUUAUUUGUGUCAUCAAAAUGGAGGAGGGUCUUUUCUCUUGCUGUAUAUCCUGCUCAUGCUGGUGAUAGGCAUCCCUUUGUUCUUCCUGGAGCUGGCAGCUGGCCAGGCCAUCCGACAGGGCAGCAUCGGUGUGUGGAAGUUCAUCUCCCCGAGGCUCAAAGGGAUCGGAUACUCCAGCUGUGUGGUGUGUUUCUUUGUGGCUCUCUACUACAAUGUGAUCCUGGCAUGGAGUCUUUUCUAUCUCGGGAACUCCUUCCAGUACCCUUUGCCUUGGGAACAGUGUCCAAAAGAGGGUAAUGUAACAGGUAAACACAAAGCAUUUAAACAGACAGACACACGCUGUUAUUACAUUGUGUUUGAGACAAGUACAAUAUCAUCUUUUCUCCUCUUUACACCAGUACCAGAAUGUGAAAAGAGCUCCCCCACAUCGUAUUUCUGGUACCGCAAAGCUUUGGAUGUCACAGACUCCAUUGAUGAGACGGGCUCUUUUAACCCUUACAUCGUUUGCUGUCUGCUGGCUGCCUGGACCAUCGUGUGCCUGGGAAUGUUCAAGGGCAUCAAGAGCUCUGUCAAGGUGAUGUAUUUCUCCUCCAUCUUCCCCUAUGUAGUGCUGUUUUGCUUCCUGGUACGAGGACUCAUGCUGGAUGGGGCCUCAGAGGGAAUCACUUUUAUGUUUUACCCAAAGCUGGAGAUUUGGGCCGAUGUCCAGGUGUGGAGGCAGGCAGCCACCCAGGUCUUCUUUGCUCUGGGCCUCGGCUUCGGGUCCAUCAUCGCCUACUCCUCCUACAAUCCAAAGAACAACAACUGCCACCGUGAUGCCUUCAUAGUCUCCUCUAUAAACUUCCUCACGUCUGUGCUGGCCACUCUGGUGGUGUUUGCUGUGCUCGGCUUCCGCGCUAAAUUAAAGGUCACAGCAUGUGUAGUCGGUAAUCUAAAGGAUUUAUCAGAGCAGGUUCGCAGUGGUUUUGUGGACAAAACCCUGAUGCCAGACUUUAACUACUCUGACCCCAGCUCUGUGGCUCUAAAAAACUACAAGGAGUGGUUUAAACAGUAUGGAAACAUGGUCCCUGGUAAUUUAACAGACUGUGACCUGGAAGAAGAGAUGCAGAAGGGUGUGGAGGGCACAGGCCUCGCCUUCAUUGCCUUCACAGAGGCCAUGUCUCUCCUGCCUGGCAGCCCCUUCUGGUCGGCUCUCUUCUUCCUCAUGCUGCUUAACUUAGGACUCAGCACCAUGUUUGGCACUAUGGAGGGCAUCCUCGCACCGCUCACUGACCGCUUCAAAACUCUGGCUAACAACAAGACCAAACUCACAAUCUUCAGCUGCAUCAUUGGCUUCAUUAUUGGCCUGCUCUUCACCCAGCGCUGUGGGAACUACUUUGUGAUGAUGUUUGAUGAUUACUCUGCCACUCUGCCCCUCAUCAUCGUCGUGGUGUUUGAGACCUUCAGUGUGUCCUGGCUGUACGGUGCGGACAGGUUCCUUGAUGACAUCGAGGUUAUGUUGGGGUGGCGCCCCAGUGUGAUUUACAAGUACCUGUGGAAAUAUAUCUGCCUGCUCGCCAUGCUCGGUCUACUGGGAGCCACAACCAUUCAAAUGUUAAUCAAACGGCCCACAUAUGUGGCCUGGAAUGAAGACAAGGCUUCUGAGGUGACCAUGGAGUACCCCAGCUGGGCUCUGGCUGUUUUGGCUAUUCUGAUCAUAUUUGCCAUGAUUCCCGUCCCACUGGGCCUGAUCCACGCCAUGCUGCAGGACAGAACAAAGAAAGCAGCGCGGGACACAGAGAUCGGUCAGUACAGAAUUGUGAGCACCGAUGACAAAUGUGAAACCCCUAUGAAUGACAUGUCCGAGCUGGACCAAAAGAACAGCACCUCUGCUGAUUUUUAAAGGAACAUUGGACUUGAUAUCACACAGUGUAGACAAAAGCAGUGAAUGAAUCACACACAGCUUCAAGUGCAGCUGUGGCACAAAGAGAAGGUCCUCAUUUUAAUAUUAAAACCCUUUUUCCACUUUAUUAAAUUAAAUUAAGAACAAACAUAUCCAGUUUUAACACAUCAAAAAAUCUCACUGUUUAUCAGUUACAUGUUUUAAAAAAUUAAAAUGUGGAACAAAUAUCUUUUUAACUUUUUUUUAGAUUGUUACCAUAAUGAGCAAACCAUGUUGUUAUUCUUUGCUUAUGCCAAACACAUCACCUCCAUGAGUUUUUAUUUUUGUAUGAGUAGUUCACAUGUCGAGUUCUCUUUGUCCUUGAUGUUUUUGGUUUUUUUUUGCCUCGUGAGAUGUGUCUAAAUUCUGUCUGGAUUCCAUUUAGACUCCUUUAAUGCCAUCUGGAUGACAUUUUUCCCCCAAAUCUUGUCAUUUGUUCAAAACCAGCAGAUGUUCACUGCCUAAUUGUUGAUCAAGUAUGACAACUUUAAUGUCUGUUGUGCACGAGCUCAAAGCUCUACUCGUAUGUUCACUGAGUGAGGCUGUGCCUACGCUCGUUAAAUCAGGAGUUAUGGUUUAACAAAUGUAUUACUCCAGACCAUUAGAAACAAUAACCCGUCCAUACUCGUCAAUGCACCACAGCCCAGUAGUACCUGAUAUUUGUACAAUCCUGGAUAUUCAGAGAGGAAAACCAGACAGCUGCUGUGUGAAGAGCAGGUUACACACAAACGUUCAAAGUAAAGAGCAGAAUAGAACACAAUAUUAAAAUCCUCCAGGAAUGACCUGAAUAUGAUGUACAAUAAUAACCACUGUGACAAAACAUUUUUUUAUGACUGAGUGAGUUAGAAAAAAUAAGCAGGGACAAUAAGAUCUCUUUCAAAUUAAGAAUGUUAAUGUUUGAGUGGACAGAUGUUUUUAAAAGUGCUAUUACACAAACUUUAUAAGCCUACAAUACAAUACAUUUUAUAGACACGGACCAUAAACAUGGCAGCCUUAUACCAGGUUUGACUUGGUAGCACGGUAAUAAUGGUCGUUAUCAAAAUGCUCUAGGCUGGGUUUAAGUUGAGCCGAGCCACAACAGUGAAGCUGAGCCUGAAAUAAGGCGGGAACACGUGGAAUUGAGUGACUGUUACAAACAGGAAGUAAACUCAGUUUUUCUAAAUAAUGCAGCCAUAGGGAACAGUAUUAAUGCUAUUCACCACACAGAAGCCAUUCAACAAUGUUUACAGCUCAACAAACAACCCAGCCUCUGUUUGGGUCUUCAGGUUCAGGUUGUAAUGUUUACAGGUGUGUUGUGUAGCUACACAGGUAACACACUGCUGAUACACAGUAUGGUAUGUGAAAGUUCAGCUGUUGGCUUUGUGAUUGUUGUUUUAGCAUCACUGUUUUCUUUUAGCGGUGAGAAACAAUCAGGUCGGACUCUGAAAGUUUCAGUUUAAAUCUUCCUGUGGUGUCGAUCUCUGUGAUGUCAGAAAGGGGGUGGGGGGUUGUUGGUGUUAAUCAGCCCACACUGUUGUGGCCAUCAUGGUGCAAAUACAAAAUGUAAAUUCCUUUUUGAAAUGUAAAUAUGAAAUGAAACACUGUAAGUCAACUUUGUACAUUUGUUAUUACUGGAGAUUUGCAUGACGCAUGUUUUUGUUUGUUUAGGAGGCGCUCCUAUUGUUCACAUGUCCAUGAAUGUAAUUUUAGUGUUUAUAUUGUAAAAUAUAUUUUUAGACUUAAAUCAUUGAACAUCAGUGUCUAUUUGGUAUCCCUUUAUCUGAAAUGACAGAUUCAGCUGUUUACUUGUUUUCAAAAUGAAAUGAAUGUUGUAUAUUUGUAAACAAAGUACCUGCAGGUUUAAUGAGGCUGA